AUGUCAGAACAAAUAUCACAACCACAAUCAAGUAUACUACGAAGUUUUCCAACAGAAGGAUCUCUACGAAAUAAUCAAAGAUUCCAUUUAUUCCCCAAAGAUAGAAUAGAAGCAUUAGCAACCACAUCAGGAUUAAUUGGAAUAUUUGCAGGUUUUUAUGAUGGUAUACAAAAAACUUCAAAUAGAUAUUUAGUAGAAAAUGGUCAUAGAUUACCAAGAACAAAAGGUGGGUGGUAUUUCUAUCAUAAAAGAAAGAAUUAUGAAUUAAUUGUUGGUGGUACUUCACAAGCCAUCAAAACAGGAUUAAAAUUUAGUUCAAUAGUUGGUUGUUUCUUUUUAUUAGAAUAUAGUUUAGAUUUAAUAAGAGGACAAAUUGAUUUUUUAAAUACUACUAUUGCUGCUGCUUUAGGAUCAACUAUAUAUACAAGAUAUAAACAAUUAAGUUAUAUUCAAAGUAGGAAAAUGAUAAUAAAGGGAACAAUAAGUGGAUUUAUUUUAGGUAUAAUACAAGAUUUAUUAAUAAAUGCAAGAAAUGGUAAUGUUUGGUAUAUAAAUGAAUAUAAAAGAAGAUUUAAAUAA
Messenger RNA from Lodderomyces jiufengensis, 579 nucleotides. RefSeq lists its product as uncharacterized. Bases 1 to 579 code for a protein of 192 amino acids. NCBI's taxonomy places the organism in Eukaryota, Fungi, Ascomycota, Pichiomycetes, Serinales, Debaryomycetaceae. The transcript has a single exon. The record is from RefSeq and is a predicted model, not a curated record.